AUGAUGGUAAGUAUGCCUUAAGAAUCUCACUCUGCCAAUCAUGUGACAGCUUUUACUCCACACAGACAUCCAUAUAACUUGUCAGGUCCAUUUUUUCAUGCCUUUUCAGCUCAGUUUGCAUGGUUAAAAAGGGUUUUCGAACUGCCUUAACUCAUACAUGUUGCAUGCCAUUAAAACUUGACAUUACUUAAAAUAUGUUUUGAUACUACAGGAAGAGGUAAAUGAAGCAACGCCUGCUCUGAGUGUCAGUGGUCCCACCAUCAAGGUUACAGAGGUGCAGAAAGAUGGGGACACACUUACUUUCCUUGUUGUAUCUCAAAAGGUGAGAAAACCAGUUGUCCACUUGUUACUUGCUGCAGGCUUUGUUUACACCUGAUCUAAAUAAGUGCUUAAAUCAAUAAGACAGUUCAGCUUGUUAUGCUUAAGUGACUGUGUUACGAAAACAGGGGAUGUAAUGUUGUCGCUAUUGUUUGUGUGUCAGGUAUCAGGGACAGGGGAGUACCAUGUGGACCGGACCUACAGUGACUUUGAGUGGCUCCAGUACCAUCUUGUCUGUCAGGAAGAUGUGCAUGGGAUGCAAGGAAUCAUAGUAAAUACUUCAUUUUUACCUCCUUAGAGGCACCAGCACGAAUUUCUCACUACAAGCCUUUAAUGCUACAAUAUUUGAUUUCUCAUCCCAUAUUUAGUUUUUUUGACUAACUUCUCACAGAUAGAAAAAAUAUCUGCUCAGACUAAAACUUCACUGAUGCUGUAUUGGAUUCAGGACAUAACUCCUAAAUAUGAAAACAUGAAACAAAGUCAAAAACUAUUCUUUUACCUCCAAACAUUGGCCGAGUAUUGGGAGCCUUUGUUUUCUUUAAGCAUGCGCCCUUGUUUCCCCUCUUUUCUCUGUAAUCAGGAAGCAGAUAUUGGCACUGUCAUUCUGCCAGCUGCCCCAGCACUGUAAAAAAUUAGGUGGAGCUUUGUAGCCUUUGAAAAACAUAACAUGAAGCCUCUCAGGAAGACUUUAUUUUAUACACUUCAUGGCAAAAAUAUUAAUCCUGUCUCCCAAACCAAGGACAUUAUGGAUAAAAAUGAAUUGGAAACAAUGACCAAAGUAAUCUCACUGUGAACAUUAAUUUUUGUAAUGAUAUAACUUUCUUUUUCUUUUUUCUUGAAGUUUCCUCCUCUUCCUCUAAAGGCUCAGAAUAAUGCAUCCACCAAGGUUUUAAACCGGCUUGGUGAGUACAUUAAAAUGAAAAUAUAUAUAUAUAUAUAUAUCUAUAUAUAUAAAAUUAACUGAAGGUUUUCUGCAUUUAAGUGUCUUUGUCCACAUGUAAAGAAUUAAUAUGAUAGAAGUGUUGGACAGACUUCUGAUAGUUUUCUUGAUUUUUCUCCCAGGAUUCCUUGGUCUAGGGGAGUGGCAGCCAUACUGUAAAGCUCUGGAAAUCUUCCUCCAGCAGGUUGCUGCACACAGCACACUCAGCAAAAAUCAAGCUGUGGAAAUCUUCCUAACCAGCCCAGAUGUAAGCGCUCAGAAAUAAACAGUUUUCUUUAUUCUCUAUACUGACAUAUACACACUUCUACAUGCAGCUUCAGUAAGAAGGACUAGUUUUAAAGUGCAAUACGGUGCAAUGUGAUACCUUUUAAGAGGGAGACAGGCAGUAUAUGGUUAAACUUUAACUGACAUUGUUUCAUUACAGAAAAAGAGACAAGUAACCGACAUGAUAUCGCAGUUUUUUUUACCAUAUGUGGAGGCAUUUAUGUUUUACAUCUGUCAUCAAAAAAUAAUACAGAUUCUGAAAAAGUCUAUGAUAUUUGGGAUAUUAGAAUAUUAACCGUUUUUUGAGAUGAGACAAAAUGAAGGCACCAAAAUGUUUCCAAGGGAGAAAAGUAUUGUAAAGUCCACCAAACAAACAUUCAAAUAUGUCUGCCUGCUGUUUGGGCUUGCAAAUAUUUCCUUGGAUGUGCAAAAAGACCUCACAGAGACACAGAUUUAAGAAUUAAGAAGCAUACAUUGUGGGGAGAAAUGAUGAAAGUGUCUUCUGUCGGUGUCAUUUCAAACUAAGGGUCGAAAUCAGUUACUGAACGAGUCUUACACUAGAUCAAUUUAUUGUUUGCGUGGAAAACUGAACUAUAACACUGCAGUCAAUGCUAAAGAGAAGUGAAGCAACAAUUACAAAGCAGGCAAACAUACAGCCGUAAUGACUCGGAAGUCCGUUUAAUUCCAUGACAUAUUUAGAUAACUAAAAGGGAUACUGUUGUCUUCAUUUUUAUUCUCUGGCCUCCAGGCGCACUCUCAUGUUGAGAAGGUUUCAUACCUUCUGUUUACUGUGCUAAAACAGUAUUUGCUCUAAAAACAUUUGAGCUUAUUUGUGCUCCUCUUUGCAGCCCCCAGGCAGACAGAAAGUGAAGAGAAACAUUUUCAGCAGGCUGAGUCAUGCUGUAGAGGAAAAGAGGAAAGAAGGCCACAAGGUACCCAACAGGGACUUACACAAACAGAUUUACAGCCUCUGCACCUGUAUGUUUGGUUUUAUUGUGAUUCUAUAUGUGUCUGCAGGAUAUUGAUGAGUACUUUCAGACUGAACGUGAUCAUAACAUUCUUAUAACAGGCUGUACCAAGACUGCAGCUGAGGUGAGCCAUACAACACUAUGUUUUAUUGUGUCAGAUCAGGUUAAACUUUAAACUAAUAAGGGUCUGUUUUCUUGUAGAAAUUCUUGGACUUGGUGCUGACAGAGCAGAGUAAGGAGACGUUUACUUUUUUCAGUAUCAAGUUUAGCAGGACAAAUGGAAGUGCUUAGUAGUUUGUGCAAUGUGGAAUUUAUGUUUCACUACAACUACAAGUUCUUUUCGUUAAUCCUCUCAAUUCUGCAAAUCGUAUUUAUCCAAGUCUGAUAGUGUGUGCUUGUGUUCCCUUUGUUUGCAGAAAUAGCAGUGGCCUGUGGGCACUUUUCCACCGCCCUGCAUCUCUGUGUGGAACCAGGGGAGGAUCCGGACAAACAGGCUUUUACAAAGUGAGUCAAAAAUAACAUCAAUUAUACGCAAACAUCACAUGAGGUCUUAUAAGAAUGCUUGAGCAGAAGUCGGCAAACUGACCAUGCUUUCUUCUUGCAGGGCUUGUGUGAAGUUAUCUGAAGUGUUUGAUUCCUUGAAGGUGGGUUUGCUCAUUUCAAAUCAAUAAAAGUGAUGCGCCAUUGUUUCGCCAAGCAUUUUGCAAAUAUUUUUGCUUGUGUGUGUUUUUGUGCAGAAAAACAUGACAAGUGUUGCUGAAAAUGACAUGAACACUAUUGGUCUUGGUUUGGACCUGGAUUCACGCUACCAAGAGGCAGAAAAGGUGCAUCUUCUUUUUCUAAUGCCAAUUAAUCAGAAAUAUGACAAUAUCAGUCUGAAAUUUGUUUUUAUGAUCAACUUUUUUUUUAUUUCACGUGAAGGAAAUGCUCUUCAGGAGAACCUGUAAACUGGUGGAGUUGGAGCAUGCGAGAAAAAACGCAGAGAAGGCCAAACCUGCCAAAAAAGCUGCUGUGAGUCCUCUAACCCAUGCAUCACAGCUCAUACAUACCAUAUAGUGACCAGCAGGUGUCAGUAGUGUUGUACUUGAAUUUAGAGCAUACAUCAUCCAUAGCUCAGAUCUCUAAAACAGUCUGCACACGCACUUUCACGUUCAUUGAUCCUUUCAUAAAUCCUAAUACACUUGGGAAUAUGCAUACAUGGAUUUCACCCUCUACAUACUUACAUUCAUCAAUAGAUGGCCAACCCAAAGCACCUUAAGAAUGAAGAUGCAUACAGAUGAGCUUGCAGAUCAGUAGUUGCUUGGGGAGAAUCGCAGCAAUAACAAAGAGCAGGACAGAGUAAAUAAAAAUUUUGACAACUGUGAAGGUGCUCGUGACUGGAGAAGAUGAUAGAGAGCACAAACUGCUUUUUAGGGUCACUAGUAAAAUACAAAUCACCACAAUGCUGCAGCGUUAAUGUGGCAAGCCAUCAUUCAUCAUUAUGCGUUUACAGGACCCACAAUGAGUUUUCCACAUUAUGAAAAAAUGUUCAUGUCAAUCAGUAAUUUUCCUCCCUCUCUGUCAAAUUAUUAAUCUGAAGUUGGAUCUUAGAAAUAAAGUUUUAAUGUGUUGGUUUUGUUAUGGUUAUGAAGAAAAAUUAUCACUAUUAUAAUAGUUAUUAUUUGGUAGCUGUUUGGAGCUUUACCCCCACACCUUAGUCAUUAAGACAAUAAGACAAUAAAUAUGGGCAGGUAAUAAGAGGGCGGUGUGUGAAGCAGCCAUUGUCACGUCUCUGUAAACUCUGUGUGCACCUUUGUAAUCUGUAGUAAAACUGAAAAAAAAAUCUCACCUGGUGACAAUCCACAGUCUCAGAAGAAAUAGACAGAACUAGUGUCACUGUGUUUUGCAUUUUUUAUGCUUUUUCUGUAACUUUAGACUGCCUGAGGAUAAGUGAGGGUACAGUCCAGCUUUGCCCAUUGGAGGAAUCUCUAAGUUGAGACAUAGUUGCACAUUAGAGUUAAAGUGUUAAUUUUUUAAUAAAUUAAAAAUGUAAAAGGCAUCAAAAUACAGUAUGUGACCUUUAUAAAUAAGACCUCUGGUCAGUUGGAAAAGUGCUCAUUUCCAAUAUUGGGUCAAAAAUUGUGAAAAAUAUCAGUAGUUUAAUUGUUUUGAGUUAAUUCAAAAAUGCUUAGUGUAGUUCGUUGUUUACUAGUUACAGUGACCAAAUUAUUAUUUUUUUCUCACAGCAUUUACUGGUUACGUAAGAAACACGACAAGACUGUAAACAUGCAACUUUGACAUCACAUGCUGCCAUCUGCUGGUUGGAAACAGCCACAGUUAAAAAAAAAUCGGAGUAGAAUUUUAAAACAAUCCGAAAAUGUCCACAUAGCGUGCUGAUAUUCAAAUCAAUAUUGAUAAAAACAGUGGUUUUCUGUACAUUGUUUUCCAAAUUUUGCUGUUUUUUCACACUUUGAUUGAUUAUAAUAAUGUUUCCCAGAAGACACCAUAGGGUUUAAGUACAAUUUGUAAAUUCCCUUUAACUGAGACAAAGCAAAUGCUGAUAAUUACAUCGAUACGCUCUCAUUGUUAUUCAGUUGGAGGAGGUCAAGAAUGCAGCAGAGGAAGGGUUCGAUCAGAUUUCUGAAGUGGCUAAAAUGGAGGUAAAACAUUGUAAUUGUUUUCUAAAUCACCUAAAGUAUGUUAAAUGAAUCAUCUAACCUCCGGUUUGUUUACAUCCAUAUGGUCUGUGUGAUGAUGUAUGAUUUUUUUUCACCUAGAUCAAACACUUCCAAGGUGUGCGAGUGGAGUUAUUCCGGCAGGCUCUGGUUGAGUGGUGUGAAAAGCAGCUUAUAACAGCCAAAGAAGGUGCUGACCAGUUCAACCAGCACCUGCAAGCCUUUAGAGAGAUGGCCUAA
Xyrichtys novacula (pearly razorfish) is the source of this 5384-nucleotide messenger RNA. Lineage: Eukaryota; Metazoa; Chordata; Actinopteri; Labriformes; Labridae. The record is from the annotation of a GenBank genome assembly.